CCCCUCCCUCCUUCCCUCCCGCCUGAGAUGCAGCAAGGCUGGUGGGUCGGAUGCGAGAGCCAGCCCGGACCUGCUUCCCUCCAUCCUUGCCUCCCUCCAUCCUUGCCUCGCCGCUGCAGCAGCAUCAUUUGCACCCACCUCUUGCAGCCCCUCCAGCACCAUGAGCUGCCCCUUGCUCCUGGGCGCGCUGCUCUGCAGGAUGGGCAUGCUGGCCCUCCACCAAGGGUUGCUGGUUCGGGGAGUGGAUUUUAAUCAACCAGCCGACAAUUACACCGUUUGUCAGGGGGACAAUGCAACACUAAGCUGCUACAUAGAUCAGCAAGUGACACGUGUUGCCUGGUUGAACCGCUCCAAUAUCCUCUACGCUGGCAAUGACAAGUGGUCCAUCGACUCCCGUGUGGAGCUGCUAACCUACACCCCCUCGGAGUUCAGCAUCAUGAUCACUCACGUCGACGUGUACGACGAAGGGCUCUACACCUGUUCCUUCCAGACGCAAGACAAGCCCCACACCUCACAGGUGUACCUCAUCGUUCAUGUCCCAGCACGGAUUGUCAACAUCUCCUCCGCUGUGACCGUGAAUGAGGGAAGCAACGUGAAUCUGCUCUGCCUUGCGAUGGGGAAACCGGAGCCAACCGUAACUUGGCGGCAGCUGAAAGAUGGAUUCACCAGCGAAGGGGAGUUCCUGGAAAUCACAGAGAUCAACCGGCAACAGGCAGGGGAGUACGAGUGCAUCACGGCCAACGGGGUCUCCACCCCAGACAGCAAGCGAGUCCUUAUCACGGUCAACUACCCUCCGACCAUAACGGAUGUGAAGGACUCGCACCCCAUGAUUGGGAAGACAGCUCUUCUGCGCUGCGAAGCCAUGGCUGUGCCACCUGCCGAAUUUCAGUGGUUCAAAGAUGACAAACAACUAGUCGGCGGCUUGGACGGACUGCAGAUCCAGAAUGAGCGGACCCGCUCCAUACUGCUUUUCCCUAACGUCACACAUCGGCAUUACGGGAACUACACCUGCCUGGCUUCGAACAACUUGGGCUCCUUCAAUGUUAGCUUACGGCUUAUCAGACCAGGUUCCCUGGGAAACAUGGCAGCAGCGAGCAUGGCAUCUCCCCUCUUCUUGGGCUUGCUGUCAUCUGCCUUUGUGACUCUGUUGUUUAGGAUUUAGGACAGCCAGGAAAUGGAGCAGACCAAGGCAAGGAAACAAGUGAAAGGGAAAGAAUCCAAGAGAGGGGGGAAGAGAGCGAUAAAGAGAGAGAAGAAGAAAAAGAAGAUGUAUCUCUACUUUCUGGAAAAGAGGAAGAGAGCGAGAAAUGAAAAAAAUAUAUUGAGAACCCCAUCACUGUGAGGGAAUAGAAGAAAACAAAACAAAACAAAAAAUAUGCAUUUGUUUCUACAGCCAUUUAUCUUCACACGCCAUCUCAGACACUUCCAGUCAAACCUGAUAUUUAACACAUAACUGAAAAGACACAGGGCUCAAAAGGGUUGACUGCGAACACGGCCCUCCUGACCCCUGACCUCUGCGACGACAUUCGAAAACGGCAUCCUUCUUCUCCUUGGGCCAACUGGACCUUUCAUCUUGCAAAUGCACGGAACCAGGAAUGAUACUUCCACAAGGGAUUUUUAUCCUAUUGUUUUAGGGAUGGGCUUUUUCCUCCCAUUAUUUUUGCUCAUGUUUGGGGGUGUAAUUUUUGGCAGCUGACUGCAUUCAACUUUUGGGCUUCCCUUUUUUAUUAUUAUUUCCUUGGUUGACGCUGAGAUGAGAAGCUCUAUAGAACAUGAGAUUGGUCUCCCCCAUUUCCAGUUAUUCCAGAUUUGUGGUCUGUCUUAGCCAGCCUAGGUCCAGGCAAACUGCUAGAGACAUCGGGAUGUGGCUUAGCCCAGCUUCGGCAUCAAACAGACUUCCUUUUCGGGAAUACAAGGGAAGCCUACAUCGUACGAAUUCACUUUGCCAAAGCUCCGGAGAGGCCAGUGCUGAGAGUUUGAGUCUGCAAGCCUUUCAACGCCUUGCUGCUCCAAAGUCCUGGGAAGAACUCUAAGGCCACUGCGUCCAAACCACUAAGUUUUUAAGGCAUGGGAUUCUCCUUCUUUAAGACACAGGGGUAAGAAUGACCUCUCCUGGUGGUGUUUCUUGUCGGGUAACUGUCUGUUGCGUCUAGACAGAAAGCAAGAAACAGGCAUGACCAAUUUGAUUCUUCAUUGUGUUGCGGGAGGGUGGAGUGUUUCCUCGAACGAAAUCUCUGCUUGGAAUGUCUGCCAACUCUUGAAAUCAAUGACAUUUUCUUCUUUGGUUGCACUUUCUCACACAAUUUCUUCCUGGCAGAUCCCCAAGUGUUGGCGAUUCCCAUUCUCUUUCCCCCAAGGGGGCCAAUAUUGCUUAUCUCUCAACUGUAUAUUUCUUGAACAAAGGACUGUACACUUGAUUCCUCCCCUCUCCGUUAUUUAUGUCUUUCUUCUAUUCUGUUCCAUUUCCCUCGAAAUCUUACUAUUGUCCCUUGCAUGUUGGAACCUCUGGCAUCAAAGCUUCUUUCAGAUGGAAAUAUAUGGGCACCAUGUCGGGGAAAGUGGAACUAAAGGUUACGGGAGAUGCCCAGUUCCUGCUGAAAACCAGAGCGUUGCAAGAGAUAUGGCCAACAAGGUGCAGUUGUAAUUUAAUUAAGUAAUUCCCCGUGUGUUUCGGUGCCUUCAUCAGGAGCAUUUCUGUGACACAGAAUCGCAUCUCCUUCUAACGCACCAUAUUAAGAGAGGUUAUAAUUCCAAACCUGUCAAGAGGAAGAUAGUAAUUCCCAAACACAUUGGGAAUUGCUGAUUAAAUUAUAAUUACAGAAUGUCAGCCUUGCUUCUGGCACCUUGCCUGAGGUUGUUUUUGCUACUAUGCCACCCUGUGUCAACGUGGAGGUCUCUGAUCCAGUGAUGCUGCAGUGAGGAAACCUGGAAUGUGGUUGUGUUGUGCCAUUUCUUUGUCUUAUGCCACAUGAUUGGGGGCAAAAGGAAAGAGGAGACACAAGGUUGCUGGAUGCUGCCAUGACCUUGUGGCUCCUGUGAAGUGUUGUUUUCUCUGCAACAUUUGUGCAAUCUAUUGUCAAAGGCUUUCAUGGCCGGAACCACUGGUUUGUUGUGAGUGUUCCAAGCUGUAUGGCUAUGUUCCAGAAGCAUUCUCUCCUGAUGUUUCACCUGCAUCCAGGUGUCCCCUGGGCAAUGUCCUUGCAGGCAGCCAAUUCUUUCACACCAGAAGCGACGUGCAGUUUCUCAAGUUGCUCCUGACAUGACAAAAAAAAAACUGCAUCUAUGGCAGGCAUCCUCAGAGUUUGUGAUCUCACAACCUCUGAGGAUGCCUGUCAUAGAUGCAGGUGAAAUGUCAGGAGAGAAUGCUUCUGGAACAUGACCAUGCAGCCCGGAAAACUCACAACAAACCAAUUUGUGCAAUCGCUUUGUUAAAACACACAAUGGGAUUUAAAAAAAAACCUUACAAGAAACAAAGCCUCCCUUAACUCCCUCUCUAUUUCCAAUAUAAAUUAUGCAAUAUACAACAACACAUGUGAUUGUGCUCAAUUUUUACCAUUUUCUCAAGCAGCUAGAUUUCUGCUUGAUAUAUUUAAAAAUGCAGAAUGUAGGAUAUCAUGAUACAGGGCUCUGGUAUGUAUUUUCAAAUGUAGAGUUUCUCUACAGUCCUGUACAGAUUAUAUAAUGCAGCAGUAUGAUACAUUUGCAUAACAUGACUCUCAGAACUUUCUUGGACACUGGUUGGUUUCUUUUUCAUAUUGUGUCAGAAGCGACUUGAGAAACUGUAAGUCGCUUCUGGUGUGAGAUAAUUGGCCAUCUGCAGAGACGUUGCCCAGGGGACACCCGUGGGAGGCUUUUCUUAUGUCCCCUCAUGGGAUGCUGAAGCUGACAGAUGGGAACUCACCCCAUCUCAAGGAUUUAAACUGCCAACCUUCAGGUCAGCAGCUCAGCCAGCACAAUGGUUUAACCCAGUGGUUCUCAACCUGUGGGUCCCCAGAUGUUUUGGCCUUCAACUCCCAGAAAUCCUAACAGCUGGUCAACUAGCUGAGAUUUCUGGGGGUUGUAGGCCAAAUCACCUGCCAACCCACAGGUUGAGAAUCACCGGAUUAACCCAUUGCACCACCAUGGCUCCUGUUUAUCUUGUUUAUUUGUUUAUUUUGAGGAGGAUUCAAGGGAUUAGAGCCAAUUUCUAGCCAUAACAAUGUUGAAGGUUUGUGUGCAAUGCCUACCUAACUCUCUAAAGCCAAAGUGGUGGCUGGGUAAGAACUUAAAGCAUUAUCUUGUCUUUCCCCUUCACUAUGAGUAAAAAAAAAUUAAAAA
Molecule: messenger RNA, 4317 nt
Organism: Anolis sagrei ordinatus
Lineage: Eukaryota; Metazoa; Chordata; Lepidosauria; Squamata; Anolidae
Product: igLON family member 5
Source: RefSeq, a predicted model, not a curated record